AUGGCCGCGCCGCCGCAGAAGCGGCCCCGUGCGGCCGCGGGGCGCCGUCGCCGCAGCGACCUCCCCGAGCGGCCCCGCUGCAACCCAGAGCAGCCGGGGCCUGUCGGGUCGGCCGGGGCCCGCUUGUGGCGGGCGGCGGAGGGGCAGGACCCGGACGUGCUGUGGCCCGGGGCCCGGGGCCUUGAGCUCCUGAGCGGCCUCGCAGCGGCGGUCCCGAGCCGGGGCCCCGCCGGGGCUUUCGCAGGGGAGCACCAGGCUCGGCGGGCCCACAAUGCGCAAGCUCCCCGUACUGCAGCGCAGCCUGGCGAUUCGCCGCCGUGCGCGGCUCCGGCGGUAGCCGCCGACGCGGCGGUCUGGAGCUGGAGCGGCCUCGCGGCGGGCCUGAACCAAGAUUUGCGGGAGCGGGCGAGGCCCACCAGCCGCGGGCGGCUGGGGUUGCAGAUGAGGCCCCAGAGCUCUGGGGCCCUCGAGGCGCGCAGGGGCUCCAGCGCUGGGGAGGCCAUCGAGUUCGAGGAGGCGAGGGAAUGGAGGAAGAGCGUGUUGUUGCCCUGCCAGCCCUCGGGGCUGAAGCGAUUCGGCUCGCCGCCCCGCCAGCCGUGGAGGGGCCCAGCUCGAGGCUGCCGAGAGGCGCCCCGCCACCGCCGCACCAGGAUGCGCCUCGUCGACCCGCCAGCGUGGGGGCGCCCAGCGCGAGGUUGCCGGGAGGCGCACCGCCGCGCCGCGAGGCGCUUCGCUGCCCCCCAUCGCGCAGGCGCCCACCGCGAGGCUGCUGGGAGGCGCCCGGCCACCGCCGCGCCGCGAGGUGCCUCGGCGCCCCGCGCGAAGCAGCCAACCGCGGAGCCGUUGCUUUUCGGAUCGGCGCCAGGGCCAGAGGUGCAAGACGCGUCCAGUGCAUGGCAGGCCCAUGUGCUCAGGAAGGGGGCGGCUCUGUUCGACGCCGCGGCGGCCGCGCAGCCGGCGCCGAGGCGGCAAGACUGCGGCGGCCAGGGCCAGGGCCCGGAGAGGCGGAGGGGCAAGCGCUCGAACACCGCCGAGGCGCUGAAGGUCGCGAGGGAGGCGCUGAGUACCCAGCACGCGGCGAUGCUGGGCGGCGAGCCCGAGACGCCGCCCGCGGGGGCCGCCGUGGCCAGGGAGGACCUCGGCGACCGGCGCGGUGCGGUCGCCUGGGCCCCCCGCGGCGCGGCGGCUACACCGACGGGCGGCGCGGCCGUGCUGGCGCUGCCCGGCGAGGACGCGGCGACGGCGGUGGCCUGGAACGCGUCGCACAUGCCCGCGUUGAGGGAGGUUGAGGUGCCCGAGGAGAAGCUGGAGAUAUGGGAUCGGUUGCGGGGCGACGAGAUUGAGCCCGUGCUGACCAGCGGGGCCGUUUGCCUCCUGAGCGCUCAGGCUCUCAUCCAAAUGGACAAGGCUGGCACCAAGCUGCUGCCCCGGCAGGCGGCGCCUCCCGAGGCCCACGCGUCUACGAGCGAGCUCCAAGCAGGGACGCCUCUCCACAACACGAGUUCUCUGCCGGUGGUGUGCGUUUCCCACUGCUGGCUGAGGCCAGACCACCCGGAUCCUCGGGGCCACAACCUGCGCACCCUAUCGCGCGCCUUGGGGUUGUUGGUCAAGGAACGCGGCGGGGAGUGGGGAGUUUUCCUGGACUUUGCUUGCAUCCACCAGAACUGUCGCGAUGCUCACGGCGUCCCUACGCAGGCUACUUUCAAGUGGCUCGAGACGGAGGGGCGGCUCGCCGACGGGGCCGUGGGUCGUUUCGACGCCGAGGAAACUCUCUUCAAGCAAGCGCUCGGCGGCUUGGGGACGCUCUACACUCACCAGCACACAACGGUCUUCAUGCUCACGGCCCUCCCACCCAGCUACGACUAUCAAGACAAGCACGCCCGCGCUGGUGACGUUGCCCCCUACACCGAACGGGGCUGGUGCUUCUGCGAAGCCUCGUGGGCGUGCAUGGUGAAGAGCUUCGACAAGGUCCUCGACCUGGCGCUGGACGACGGCGCGGCGUCGUACCUCCACCUGGAGAGCGUCUGCAAGCCGAGCUGGAGGCCAGCGCUGCUGCCCUCCCGCUUCGCUGAGCAGCUGGCCGACAAGAGCUUCACCAACGGCCCCACGGACGGCCUCCUCGUGGCGCGGCUCUACCGCGAGGCCUUCGAGUUGCGCUUCCGGCAGAUCGAGGUCCUGAAUUUCUGCGGCGUGAGCGCCGAGGCCGCCGCGGCCGUGCUCGAGGUGGUGGCUUCCAGCGCCACGCCGGCGCUGCGGGAGCUGAACCUUGACGGUAACGACUUGCCGCCCGCCGUGGCCCAGACUCUGGGCGAGGCGUUGCUGCGAGCACCCGCGUUGCACCUGCUGCUCCUCGCGAGCAACAGUGUCGGGGACGUUGGCGCGCGGGCGCUGGCCACAGCCCUCCCGCGCGCGCCCGCGCUGCGGCAGCUGGGCCUCUCCUGCAACGGCGUCGGGUACGCCGGCGCGAAGGCCUUGGCGUUGGCGCUGCCACGCGCGCCGGCGCUGCAGAGGCUGGACCUCGGCCGCAACGGUGUUGGGGACUUCGGCGCGCGGGAGCUGGCCUUGGCGCUGCCGCGGGCGAUGGCGCUGCAGGAGCUGGACCUCUGCAACAACGGUAUCGGGGAACUCGGCGCGCGGGCGCUGGCCCAUGCGCUGCCGCGGGCGCUGGCCCUGCGGGUUCUGCUGCUCGACCACAACGCCGCCGGGGAGAUUGGCGCGCGGGCGCUGGCCCAGGCGCUGCUGGGCGCGCCGGCGCUGCAGCAGCUCAGCCUCCGGGCGAACCUGUUCGGGGCCGAAGCGGAGAGCGCGCUGCGUGCCGACGGCGCCGCGGCGGGCAUCCGCGUGUGCGUCGACUGA
Molecule: messenger RNA, 2856 nt
Organism: Prorocentrum cordatum
Lineage: Eukaryota; Dinophyceae; Prorocentrales; Prorocentraceae
Source: the annotation of a GenBank genome assembly